Molecule: messenger RNA, 1023 nt
Organism: Verticillium alfalfae VaMs.102
Lineage: Eukaryota; Fungi; Ascomycota; Sordariomycetes; Glomerellales; Plectosphaerellaceae
Product: pantothenate transporter liz1
Exons: 5
Coding region: 1-1023 (340 amino acids)
Biological process (GO): transmembrane transport
Cellular component (GO): membrane
Molecular function (GO): transmembrane transporter activity
Source: RefSeq, a predicted model, not a curated record
AUGCCCACCCUCUGGGUUAUGUACUGGCUCAACUACCUCGACCGCAAUGCCAUCGCCGACGCCCGCCUGAACUACAUUGAAGAGGACCUGAACAUCGCGAGAGUUCAGUACUCCACCUCCGUCUCAAUUCUCUUCGUCGGCUACAUCUUCGGACAGAUCCCGGGCAACACGAUGCUCACUCGGGUCAAGCCGAGCUUCUACAUGGGCGGCUUCAUGAUGACCUGGGCCGUGGUCAGCUGCCUGACGGCGCUCGUCAAGGACUACGUCGGCCUCGUGCUGACGCCCUUCUUCCUCAGCGUGGUCGAGGCGCCGUACUAUCCCGGCGCCCUGUACAUCUUGAGUAUCUUCUACACGAGGAAGGAGCUCGCGACAAGGAUUCGCAUCCUUGACUCGGAGAACAUCCUCGCCACGCCCUUUGUGGGGCUGAUUGCCGCCGGUGUGUUUGAGGGGCUGGAUGACGUUGCUGGUCUGUCUGGCUGGCGCUGGCUGUUCAUCUUCCAGGGCAUUGUGACUUUCGUCGUGGCGGCUACUUCCUGCUUCACGCUGAGCCGCAUCGAGAAGGACACUGUGGGCCACAAGGCGGUCACGAGCCCUUUGAUCGGUCUCAAGGAAGCGAUUGUAGACCUCGAGGUGUGGGUGUUUAUCUACAUGCAGCACAUGCAUCUGGACGGCUUCAAGAACUUCUUCCUCACCAUCGUCAACACCCUCGGCUUCGACACGACCAUCACCCUCGUGCUGACCUGCCCGCCAUACCUAAUCGCCGGCAUCAUCUCUGUCGGCUGGGCAUGCUCGUCGGGCCGCUUCCACGAGCGGACGUGGCUCGUCACCGCCGCAAAGUCCACCGGCCUCGUCGGCUUCAUCCUCGCCUGCGCCACCACGAACACGGGCGCGCGUUUCAGCUUCAUCUGGACGCCAUACCUCUGGCCGAAGAACGAUGUGCCGCGCUGUGUCAUCCCAAUGGCGAGCUCGGCGGCAUUUUGCGCUGCUUGCGCUGCUGGAGCGUUGGUCGUGAGGUGGAUCUGA